Molecule: messenger RNA, 1158 nt
Organism: Clonostachys solani
Lineage: Eukaryota; Fungi; Ascomycota; Sordariomycetes; Hypocreales; Bionectriaceae
Source: the annotation of a GenBank genome assembly
AUGGGCUUCGACAUCGGCGGACCCUCGCAGCCUCGGAAGUUCUCAUGUAAACGAUGCCAACUCCGCAAGUUGAGGUGCAGCCGCACAGAACCUUGCAGCAACUGCCAGAAAAGCUGCCAGGUGUGCGAAUACCGAGACCUCACAUCUAGGAAGAGGCCGGCCGCCAAAGAGUAUGUAGUUGGCUUGGAGAAGCGUGUCGCCUGGCUUGAGUCACUCAUUAUGAGAUUAAAGGCAGCCGGCACCGAGGAAAGAGACACGAUGCUUGAGGCAGUGUCUCUUAGUGAUGAUCUACUUACUGUUGGCGCCCAAGUUUCCCAAGUGGCGGACAACCGGCGGACCGCUCCCGCUGGACCCGGGCCGCAACAUUACCUUCAUGGGUCGUUUCAGGUCAGACCAGGAGGGUACUUGGUCUAUCAUGGUGCAAGCAGUGUAUUCUAUGCCCUGAAUGAAGCAAAAUCACUGGCUUCGAAACGGCGUGUCCAUCAAUCCAGCCAUGAAAGCGUUUCCUCCCCGAGCAGUUCGAUCUAUGUGGGCUCCGGAACCGACUUUAACCAUGUGGCCCAACACUUUGGCAUCGACAUGAAUGACGACCUAAUCACCAAAAUGCUGAUGCAAUUUUUUAAAUGGCAAUAUCCUUACUUUAUGUUUAUCUAUAGGGAAGCCUUCUUGCGCGACCAUAACCGAGAUCGUGCCGGCUCCCAGUACUGGUCCACGGCGCUGGUGCUCUCCAUGUGUGCCCUGGGCGCUCUGACAUCCGAUCAAGAGUCGGAACGGUUGAUGAGUGGGCAAUUCUUUUCCGCAGCAGAAACCAUCGCGAUCGUCUCGGGUCUGGCGCGCCCUUCAAUUACCACCGUUCAAACGUUUCUCUGCCUGGCCUUCUAUGAGAUUGGACGAGGCGAGCCUUCCAAGGCGUGGGGGUUCUCUGGUCGAACAGGCAUUGCGUUCCGGAUGGCGCAGGAUCUUGGGUUUCAGAAGGACCCCGACGAUUGGGGUUCACACCACGCAUUAGCAACAGCGCCAGAAGACAUUGAGAUUCGCCGGCGGAUAUACUGGGGUUGCUACUGUUCAGAUAAGAUCAUCAGUCUUAUACUUGGCCGUCCAGUACAACUCUACCGCGCUGAUGGUGAAGUCCACGAUCGCCUUGUGGGAUUACCGUAA